Messenger RNA from Mesocestoides corti, 345 nucleotides. NCBI's taxonomy places the organism in Eukaryota, Metazoa, Platyhelminthes, Cestoda, Cyclophyllidea, Mesocestoididae. The record is from the annotation of a GenBank genome assembly.
AUCAGUAGAACCUUUCGACUUGGCUCGCUGAAACUCGAAAUCAUUAUUUGUCAACCACUGGAAAAAACAGUUAGCUGGUGGUCAGAUUGUACGACAAGUUGGCGUGAGAAGUGGUCCUGCGUUCGCGACGAACGAAACCAGUUAAGGGAGGAGCUUCGACGAACUAAAUUGGCCCUGGCAGCUCUACAGAGACAAAACGAAGAAAUUCUAAACCGACUCCAACAGUGCAGUUUAAAAGCCCACGACAUCUCAACCACGUCGGUGUCGUUGUGUCGUGUGUGGGAUUUGCGGGUGUUCAUACAGGCGCUAACAUCGAGACCUAGGUGUAGGGAUACUCUAAGAUAA